Messenger RNA from Zootermopsis nevadensis, 4901 nucleotides. NCBI's taxonomy places the organism in Eukaryota, Metazoa, Arthropoda, Insecta, Blattodea, Termopsidae. The record is from RefSeq and is a predicted model, not a curated record.
CAGAGAUGUCAGGACAGUUACAUUCAGUGUAUAUGCUAGUGCUACUAUCUAGCGAAUAACUGGAUCGGUUAGGACGCUGCUGUUAACCAUUAUUCUGUAUUCAGUUUCAACAUGGCGUUUAAUGGUGAGGGACCAUUGAUAAAGCGGCAGCGAACUGAUAUUGAAUCCGGCCAACACAGGAACCAUGCAGAACAGUAUGGAGGAUAUGGAGAUGAGCCACGCAGGAAAAGGUCGGACAACGACAAAGUGAACCACGUGUUGCUGUUCACUAUUAUCAACCCAGUGUAUCCCAUCACAGUGGAAGUGUUACAUACGAUCUGUUCGCCAAGUGGCCAGGUGUUGCGCAUUGUGAUUUUUAAGAAGAACGGCAUCCAAGCCAUGGUUGAAUUCGACAGCCCGGAAUCUGCAAAGAGAGCCAAAGAGGCGCUGAAUGGAGCUGACAUCUACUCCGGUUGCUGUACAAUCAAGAUAGACUACGCGAAGCCCACCAAGCUGAACGUAUACAAGAAUGACUCGGAGAGCUGGGAUUAUACAACCCCCAACGUCGGCAUUAAACAAGACUCAUCAGGCUCUGGUCGACCUGCCCCCCUUUUGCAGGAACCUAGAUAUGGGGCCGGCCCUCAACCCUAUCGAGGUGAUAGCAUGAUGCGCAGUGGCGGUGGAGUUGUGCCGUCGUAUGUGGGUGCCCCAGAUCGAUAUGAGGAUGGCUAUCAGAAUGGACCUCCAGGCUCAUAUUCAGAACAAUAUGGAGACAGAUAUCAGUCUGAUAGGUAUGGUAUGAAAUCAGAGUAUGGCAGGGAGCCACUUCACCCCACCCCUCCACGGCCUGGCUAUGGGCCUCCAGCCAUACCACAAGCUCCCGGAGGACCUAAUGCAUCAGGACCGCAGCAGGGAUCAGUCAUGAUGGUUUAUGGACUUGAUCCAGAAAAGUCUAAUACUGAUAAACUGUUCAACAUAUUUUGUCUCUACGGCAAUGUACUGCGUAUAAAGUUUCUGAAGACAAAGGAAGGGUGUGCCAUGAUCCAGAUGGGGGAUGGGCUGGCAGUGGAGCGCUGUGUACAGAACCUAAAUAAUGUGUCUCUUAUGGGAUCAAAGCUGCAGCUGGGGUUUUCCAAACAAGCAUUCCUAAGCGAUGUACUGAACCCACACUUACUGCCUGACAAGAGUCCAUCCUUCAAGGAUUUUAUGGGUAACAAAAACAAUCGUUUCAUUAAUCCUACUAUGGCCAGCAAGAACAGAAUACAGCCCCCUUCUAAGAUCCUGCAUUUCUUCAAUACUCCGCCACAUAUGACAGAGGAACUGCUUAGUAAUGUGUUCGAAGAGAAACAAGCACCAUGUCCCAAGACCAUCAAAUUAUUCCCGCUAAAGACAGCAGACAGAAGUUCAUCCGGCCUUCUGGAGUUUGAGGAUGUGGGUGACGCCCUGAUAGCCCUCAUGUUGUGUAAUCAUGCUCCUAUUCAAACCCCAGGUUGCAAGUUCCCAUACAUCAUGAAGUUGUGCUUCUCGUCAUCGCGCCAGAUCCCAAAUUCCUUGCGUAAUAGUGGUAAUAAUGACCAGCAGCAGCACCAGGAAAUGCAAGACGAAAACCUGGAAUAGGUGCAGUUAUGAAAAGUUGAACAUUUUUCAUUUUCUGUGGUGGAUCAGGAGUUGUAAUCAUCUCUCACACCCUGCUCUCUGGUUCUUAUUUGCUGCCCGCCUCCCAACUUUCCCCGUUGUUCACCAAGUUUUAUUAAAUGGACAUCUUAUUAAGCUAUGCAUAGUUUUAGUUUCAUGACCCGUUUCUGACGAGCCAGUUGCUAGUACAGGUCAUUUCUUAAAAAUUGACAUGAGGCAGACAGUGUAGAAAAUAAAAUAUUUUGCAGUUUGAUGUUGUCCGUUCAUAUAACUUCGGUGCAUCAAACAAGUUAGAUCAUCACAGGCCUCAGGGAACCUGCAUCAUUGGCUAAAUCAGUUUGUUGGCAGGUAAAUUGUUACUGUUAAAUUUAAUAGUUACAGUCUCGAAGUGCAUGCUCAUCAUCAAAGCCUUGCUGCCAUAUGUCGUAGUUAAUUCAACACCUUUUUAUUUACACUUUUCUUUUUGAAGAAGGCAACCUGCUUUGGCUCCUCAAAUGAAUCUGCUCAUUGAUACAGCAUUGCAUAUGAGCUCAAAAGAGCUGAAAUAGAUGAGGUGGAAAUGAAUCAUGAGUAAUACAGGUUUUGUGAGUUAUGGAAAUUUUAUUCACAUAACAGAAUUAAAUCUCUAAGAGUACAGAAUGUUGAACGUUUGUACGUAGGAUUUGAGCUUCUUACAGCGGUGAGUAAAACGAUGGCUGUCUUCUGGGUUGUAGCGCCGUGUAGUCUGGUAGAAAUUUACCAGUUUCAGAGGUUCUUCUUACCAGUAAGUCAUGUGCUGCGUACGAGGCUUACUCUUCGCCUUGAUGGAGGCAGCAAGGACCUCUAGCACUGAUAAACUUCUACCAGACUACAUGGUGCUACGACCCAGAAGAAUGUUUUGUUUCAUACUUCAUACUGAUGAAAAAGCUGGGAGGACUGAGAGUCUAGGACUGUUCCAUCAAAUGUUUGUCCUCUCAUGUCUCAUCCAUUUGUUAACAGAAUUUACGUUUUGGGAAAAAGUGUCUGUGGCUGUUGGGAAGGAGAUUGGUGGUAGGUAUCCUUCGUCUUGCAGCAUAUCAUGUAUUCUUCCUUGUUCACUGUUACAGAGUUAAUGUUAAUGUAGAAAAUGUGUCUUGAGGGGAAACAAAUUAAACUUUGAUGCUAUAAUUGGAGCUCUAAAUGCAAAGUUAGCAGGGACAUGCUCUGCACAGUAAGGAUCAGAGGACUGUAGGUUUUAUACCGGGUCAUAUCUAAGUGCAGGUUUUCUGGAUGUGAAUUGAAACCCCAACUUUACCAAACUUAAAUUGUUGAUGCCACACCCCUGAAUGACGUGUAGGUCCCGUGUCCAUAAUUCUUUCAGUAUAUCAUGGAGAGUAACAGAAUCUGGCCUGUGAGUACUUAUAAUCGGGGCUGUGGCGUCUGAGUCAGAAGCAAUUUUAGGUGGAGUCGGGAGUCGGUAAAAAUGCUGUUGUCUGGUAGCAAGGAUUGUAACAUGGUGUGAACUUAACUAGGCAGCAUCAGUCAAUCUUUGAAACAUUUAUCAUUGACUUUCUCUCUCAGCGUUUUGGGAGGAUAGGUGAAGAGGUGUUUUAUUUUAUCAUUGUUUUACUAUGUUUUUAAAAUUCAAACACAAAAGCAUCAGAUUUUGAACAAACAAAAUUAACUCUUCAGUUGUUUUAUCAUAUUUACACAGUUUUACCAGAUCGCAAGAAGACACUGCUGAACAUGAGGUAUUGAAAUUCAAGUGAAAGUCGUAGCAUUGUCACAUCUUUGUAACUUUCUCUCUCUUGGCAUCACAAAACACCAGUCACACCAUCAUCUUUAAAUCUAGCAUACACGGAAUGAACAGUCUCCUUUCCGAAAGUCCCAUAGCCACAGUGAAGUUUAGCUGACGUAUAAGAAGCUGUUUUCUUGUUGCAUAUAAUAAUUUCAUAUUCAUAGUGAGUCAUUAUUAAUAGUUUUGGCUUGUGUGCUUUUUUAAGAACUGGUACUGUUUGCAGCAAGUUACAAGUAUACCAUGAAGUGGACAGCACAUAUGACCAGAUAAUAUAAUAGAUGCCUGAUUGUCACAUAAUAGGCUUUUAUGUGAUUUAACACUCUCGCUUAUAGGCCUGUCAAAAGAAUAACUGUACUGUUUCAUAAAACUUGGGUAACACCGAGGCUGGAAAGACAAGAAGCAGAAAGUGAUGAAAAUCAAGUACUUAGCAUAUUUCUGUAAUUUUUUAACAUAUAUAUGUAACAGAAAGUCAUCUUUUUAACAGUCUACUUCGGUGCCGACUGGCCUAGCUGAAUGUGCCUCGUCUGUAGGAUUGCUGGGAGGUAGAGGGUUAGAUACCUUCUGAGAUUCAUUACUUGAUUUUUUUAAAUGAUGGCAAAUUAAAACUCUGUAAGAUAAUUUACAAAUUAGGUGUGAGAAUAUGGUCAAAACACCUACCUUAUCUGCUUAUAAUACGUAAUAAAUCUUUCAAAUGAAUACUAUGCAAGCAGAGAGCAGGGUGUGCUUGUUAUUCUUUUGUUGCAAUAUCUGCCUUUCUCAUUGUGGCAGCAUGUAAAUGGUGAGCGUUGGGCCUAACCUAGAGUAGUCAAUAACUUUUUUAUACAUCUAAUGCCACCACAUCAUAGUAGGAAUUCCAUUCUUCUUCUUCUUCUUUUUCCUUAGAAGGCCAUUUGCUCUUUAUAAAAUAACUUUUUUCUGAAGUCCAGACUGUGGAGAAGUUAAUAAAGACAUAGAUAUAAUGGGAGAAAGUAAGCAGAUAAGACAGAGGAUUCCCUCGAUCUUGAAUUUAUCUGCUUGUUGCCAAGUUGAUUGUCAAUUGUUGCACAAGGGAAGGUGACUGGAAGGCCAAACGUGCAUCAUCUAUCAGUACCGAGCAGGUUUUCUGCUCUUCUGACAUAACCACCACAACAGCAAAAUCCUCAUGUGAACAAACAUGAGGUGAAUCUGAAACAUAUCAGUAUAGUGCUUAUAUUUAAAUUAAUGGAAGGGAUACUAUUUUCAAAAGUAUCAUUCCAGAAAUUUUUAAACAGUUGUAAUUGGUGUUUUUUACGUGUUCCAUGUGAAGUGUCUCCUUUUCUCUUGGUCGUUGACAAAUUUAGCUCAUUACCCUGCAUUCGUUGGGUCUUCCUCUUUGAUAUCACAAGUUGUUUCCCCAAUCAAUGAGAUGCAGUAUUGCUUCAACUUGGUUUUACAUACUUUUAUAUAGAAUUUUCAUUUACAUUACUUUUGUAAGCAAGCAUGUGCAUAUAUGUUAGUUACUUUCUCCCUAAAUGAGGAACCAGAGCUAUUAAAGACAGUAGAGUUUAUUGUA